Molecule: messenger RNA, 702 nt
Organism: Vigna unguiculata (cowpea)
Lineage: Eukaryota; Viridiplantae; Streptophyta; Magnoliopsida; Fabales; Fabaceae
Source: RefSeq, a predicted model, not a curated record
AUGGAAAAACCAAGGCAUCCCUACAGGACGCGAGCAAAUAGAAAGAAUAUGGAAGAUUGGGAAACAACACAAGAGGCCGUGAAAGCAGAUAUCUGUCAACUAAAGGACAAAGUUGGUCAAAUACUGGAGGCCUUGAAGUCCCUAAAGGCAUCAGGAGAAGCUUCGUCGGCAAAGGGUGAGGAAAGUACUUACGACGGUCCUGUUACUUUCCCAGCAUACGGAUUGCCAUCUGGUUACACCCCACUUGUUGGAGAAUAUUCAGAGACUGAGCAUGCUUCCUUCUCAUUCCCAAUCAAUACUCAAGAGAAUGAAACGACUACCUUCACGGGACCCCGAGAGAUUGUAAUGCCCAAGCCUUUAAACACCACUAUCGGUGUUAACUCUUUGGACAAGAUUAAAUCACAUUCUACUAUGCAGGCCGUAUCAACUGAGGUUGAGGGAACCAAAACUAAAUUAGAAAUUUUGGAAAAACGACUACGAGCUAUUGUAGGAGGUGGAAACUAUGGGUUUGGCGAUGUUGCAAGUUUAAGCUUAGUUCGUGAUGUAACAAUACCUCACAAGUUUAAGGUUCUGGAGUUCGAAAAGUACAAGGGUACCACAUGUCCUAGAAGCCAUCUAACCAUGUAUUGUCGAAAGAUGGUUGCCCAUGCUUAUGAUGAAAAAUUACUAAUCCACUUCUUCCAAGACAGUUUGGCUGGGUAG